Molecule: messenger RNA, 1950 nt
Organism: Calypte anna (Anna's hummingbird)
Lineage: Eukaryota; Metazoa; Chordata; Aves; Apodiformes; Trochilidae
Gene: D2HGDH
Product: D-2-hydroxyglutarate dehydrogenase
Exons: 10
Coding region: 190-1791 (533 amino acids)
Cellular component (GO): mitochondrion
Molecular function (GO): catalytic activity; FAD binding
Source: RefSeq, a predicted model, not a curated record
GGAUGUGUCUCACUGGUCUCGGUCCCGGCUGUCACGGGGGUUCGGGUUCGGUACCGUGUUACCGCGGUACCGCCGCCUUGCCCCGCAACCCCUCCGCUCCCCGGCACAACCCCCAGCCUCCCGGACCCAGCGGCGGGGCGCCUUGGUCCCCAGACACCUUCCGCAGAGGGGUUUUCCAGGCGCGUUCCCAUGGGUUUUCCCUCCGCCUCCCGGUGCGGCGCUGCCUGGAGCCGCUGGGCGCAGCUGAGGGGCUGGCAGAGGAGGCAGCGGGCAUGGCGGAGCGGGAGCUGCGGGCCGGGGCCCGAGGAGCCGCCGGGGGUACCCAGAGGAGUUUGCGGGGUGUCCGCAGCCCAGGAGGUGACGCUGACCGGGCAGCGGUACGGGGUGCGGCGGGCGCCCUUCUCCCCGCUCUCAGACACUGAUGUCGCCUUCUUCGAGCGCCUCAUGCCCGGCCGGGCCGUGACGGACCCCGAGGAACUGAAACCCUUUAACGUGGACUGGCUGAAAUCCCUCCGAGGCUGCAGCAAGCUGAUGUUGAAGCCACAGACAACAGCAGAGGUGUCUCAGGUUCUCAGGUACUGCCAUGAGAGGAACCUGGCAGUGACCCCCCAGGGGGGUAACACAGGCCUGGUUGGGGGCAGCAUCCCUGUCUUUGAUGAGAUCAUCCUCUCCACUGCUCUCAUGAACAGGAUCAUCAGCUUUGACAAGGUCUCUGGAAUCCUGGUGUGCCAAGCUGGUUGUGUCCUGGAGAAGCUCAGUGAGUCCCUGGAGCAGCAGGGCUUUGUCAUGCCCCUGGACCUGGGGGCAAAAGGCAGCUGCCACAUCGGGGGCAACGUGGCCACCAACGCCGGGGGCCUGCGGCUCCUCAGAUACGGCUCUCUGCGGGGGACAGUGCUGGGCAUGGAAGUGGUGCUGGCUGAUGGCUCAGCUCUGGACUGCCUGACAUCUCUGCGCAAGGACAACACCGGCUACGACCUCAAGCAGCUCUUCAUUGGCUCUGAGGGAACCCUGGGAGUUAUCACUGCUGUCUCCAUCCUCUGUCCCCAGAAACCUAGGGCUGUCAAUCUGGCAUUCCUAGGAUGUCAGAGUUUUGAUAAGGUUCUGGAAACAUUUACAACGUGCAGAGCCAUGCUGGGAGAGAUCCUGUCUGCCUAUGAGUUCAUGGAUGAGAAGUGCAUGGAACUGGUUGAGAAGCAUCUCAAGUUGUCCAGCCCAGUGACAGGCAGUCCCUUUUAUGUUUUAAUUGAAACUUCAGGCUCCAAUUCCACCCAUGAUGAAGAAAAAUUGAACAGCUUCCUGGGACAGGCUAUGACUUCUGGCUUGGUCACUGAUGGAACUGUGGCAACAGAUGAUAAGAAAAUAAAGACACUGUGGAGCCUGCGGGAGAGGAUCACAGAAGCCCUCACCCACGAUGGCUGUGUCUACAAAUAUGACAUUUCUCUCCCUGUGGGGAAGCUCUAUGAGCUGGUGACAGACAUGAGGGCUCGGCUGGGCCAGAGUGCCAAGAACGUGGUGGGCUACGGCCACUUGGGAGAUGGAAACCUGCACUUGAACAUCACAGCAGAGUCCUAUAGCCAUUCCCUGCUGGCUGCCAUCGAGCCCUUUGUGUACCAGUGGACUGCAAGACACAAAGGCAGCAUCAGUGCAGAGCACGGACUGGGCUUCAAGAAAAAGCAGUUCCUUGAGUACAGCAAGCCCAGGGAGGCUGUUGUCCUGAUGCAGCGUUUCAAAGCCAUGUUUGACCCCAAAGGGAUCCUCAAUCCCUACAAGGUGCUGCCCUCCAGCUCCUGACAGCAGCACCUGCCAAGGGGCCAGCAGAGCCUGUCACACGUGGGUGGCAUCUCCAGCUGGGUGACUGCACCUCAGCCAUGGACAAGGCCACGUGGGAUGCUCCUUGGUCCAUCUCCUUAGGGUGACCAAACAAGUAAAGGAGUGGUGUUCCUCUCUGCA